Molecule: messenger RNA, 1760 nt
Organism: Aquila chrysaetos chrysaetos
Lineage: Eukaryota; Metazoa; Chordata; Aves; Accipitriformes; Accipitridae
Product: torsin-1A-like
Exons: 5
Coding region: 394-1398 (334 amino acids)
Biological process (GO): protein localization to nucleus; nuclear membrane organization
Cellular component (GO): endoplasmic reticulum lumen; endoplasmic reticulum; nuclear envelope
Molecular function (GO): kinesin binding; ATP hydrolysis activity; ATP binding
Source: RefSeq, a predicted model, not a curated record
CCACUGCUACAGAAAUCUUUGGACUCUGCGAUGCUAGCUGCACAACCCACUCUGAACUAAGCCCAAAACAAGCAUCACUAUGUUCUUGGUUAAUCACCAGACCAAUUAGCACCUUGGUUAAGUUGCAGUGAGGUUCCAGUCCUGCUCCCCUCAGAGCUGGGAUUGUUCUGAUGAAACUCUCCCUCUACCCACGUGGCAAUACCCUGUUCACAACACUUUCAGUUCUCAAGGAGUAGCGUGAUAAGUCUGUUAACUCAUUAACACCUCCAGCUUACAGGAGACUUGGCUUCCAUCCUCUUGAACAGCCUCAGGCCCCACGCUCCAGGAAGUUAUUCUGCAGUUUCUGUUUUGCUUUCUUUUCCUGCUGAGCCAGGCUGGCUUUCAGUUCCCACCAUGAAGCUUCUGAAUGCUGCUGUAGUCUUUAUUCUUGUGCCCACUUUGACGCCAGCUUUGGACCCUCUCAGCACUUCAGUCCUCAUGGGGAGUGCUGCUGUCGCUUGGCAGCUCCUCUCCUCUCAGUCCUGGCUCAAGUGCAGUCUCCUGGAAUGCUGCAAUAUGAAGGACACGCUGAACUUCUCAGUUAUAAAGAUGGAUUUGGACCGAAAAGUCUUUGGCCAGCAUCUUGCUAUCGAGAUAGUUCUGAGAGCUCUGAGCGCAAAUAUGCGCUCCAAACGACCUAGGAAGCCCCUGGUGAUGUCCUUCCAUGGCUGGACUGGAACAGGCAAAUCGUUUGUCAGCAGUAUCAUUGCAGAGAACCUCUAUCGGCUUAAUAUACCAAGACGGAAGUUUGUGCACCACUUCAGCACAGUACUGCAUUUCCCACACCUUUCUCAUAUCCAUCUCUAUAAGGAACAGCUGCAGAAUUGGAUUCGGGGCAAUGUCAGUGCCUGUCCAAGGUCCCUUUUUAUCUUCGCUGAAAUGGAUCAGAUGCCACAUGGCCUAAUAGACUCUAUCAUGCCAUUCCUUGGCUACCAUGAAGAGAUUGAUGGUGUUUAUUAUGGCAAGGCGAUCUUCAUCUUUCUGAACAAUGCAGGUGGAGAUAAGAUAACAGAGAUUGCCCUUGAUUAUUGGAGAAGCCUGAAGAGAAGAGAAGACAUUCCUGUGAAGAAGCUCCAGUCUCUGCUCUCAGAGGAAAUUUUCAGGAACAGAAACAGUGGUUUCUUUCACAGUCAACUGAUCCAGAAGAACCUGAUCGACUAUUUCAUCCCUUUCCUUCCUCUUGAAUAUAAACAUGUGAGACAGUGUGUCCGGGAGGAGCUGCGCGUGCAAGGGCAUCGCGAGGAUGAAGACCUCAUAGCAGAGAUUGCCUUGGCAAUGACUGACUACCCCAGUGAAGAAAGGCUCUACUCCAGCAAAGGCUGCAAGACUGUAGCCUCCAGAGUGGCUCUGAGCAUCUAAGCAUUACCAGGCUGAAUGCCUCAUCUUGUGGCGACAAGACCACAGCAGAUGGAAGAACCAGUAACUCCCUUUCCCCUCCCUGAAGCUCAGUCUACACACUCUUUCCUGAAGGGAUUCAGGCUGUCCUGUACCAGAGGCACCUUCUGCAGAGCCCCUGAAUAAACACACCGGACACGGCAACAAUCGUGGUAUAGAGUAAGCAGAAGAGGGACAUACACGGGUGAUGAGGUUUGCUCUCUUUGCCACAGAAACACUCCUGAACGAAAGUAUUUUGAAGAGGAAAAUCUCUCACUUUUGUGGCAAGAGCGUUUGCACCUUAAGUCCCAGCAUUGCCCUAAUUAAUAAAAUCUGUUAAUAAAUGA